AUGACAGACAAAGAUCCCUCACCGGCUGAAGACGCCGCCUCGCGCGCCAAGGAGCUUGAAGAGCAGGCCAGCCUGCCGUACAAGUGGACGCAAACCAUCGGCGAGCUCGAUGUCACCUUUACCGUUCCCGGCAACAUGAAGUCGCGCGAUCUCGUGGUUGAAAUCAAGAAGCUCAAGCUUACUGCGGGUAUCAAAGGCCAAGACCCCAUCAUCAAUGGCGACCUGCCCCAUGCUAUUCUCGUCGACGACUCGACCUGGACGCUCUCCACCAACGCGGACGGAACCAAGACGGUCGAAAUUCAUCUCGACAAGGUCAACAAGAUGGAGUGGUGGGCCCACGUCGUGACCGCCGCCCCCAAGAUUGACGUGACCAAGAUCCAGCCCGAAAACUCCAAGUUGUCGGACCUUGACGGCCAGACGCGCGGCAUGGUCGAGAAGAUGAUGUUUGACCAGCGCCAGAAGGAGCAGGGUCUGCCCUCGUCCGACGAGCAGAAAAAGGCAGACAUUCUGAAGAAGUUCCAGGAUCAGCACCCCGAGAUGGACUUUAGCAAGGCCAAGUUCAGCUAG
Akanthomyces muscarius is the source of this 567-nucleotide messenger RNA. RefSeq lists its product as uncharacterized. The coding region runs from base 1 to 567 and encodes 188 amino acids. Gene Ontology annotation, biological process: protein folding. The record is from RefSeq and is a predicted model, not a curated record. NCBI's taxonomy places the organism in Eukaryota, Fungi, Ascomycota, Sordariomycetes, Hypocreales, Cordycipitaceae. Gene Ontology annotation, cellular component: cytoplasm. The transcript is spliced from 3 exons.